Molecule: messenger RNA, 3939 nt
Organism: Pungitius pungitius (ninespine stickleback)
Lineage: Eukaryota; Metazoa; Chordata; Actinopteri; Perciformes; Gasterosteidae
Gene: actn3b
Product: actinin alpha 3b
Exons: 20
Coding region: 261-3050 (929 amino acids)
Biological process (GO): muscle cell development; actin cytoskeleton organization
Cellular component (GO): cortical actin cytoskeleton; cell projection; Z disc
Molecular function (GO): calcium ion binding; actin filament binding
Source: RefSeq, a predicted model, not a curated record
UGCCACUUUUGACCAGGAAAGGAGCACCGGACCAGCUCGGGUCUCGUUGUAGUGGGAGCACCACCUCCGCACAGGCACCUCGCACCAGUGGAGUCUGGUCUUUGCAGCCCGUUUCAAUCUCUUCUCCCCCCCCCACCACCUGAAAGCGAGACCGCACGUCUCAAGGUGGUUUUUGCCCUCACGGCGGCGUCUAUUUGCUGAAGUUUUUUUUUCCUUUCGAUAAGCUGAGGGGGACGUGAAGUCCUGACAGAGGCGGCACCAUGACGACUGUCGAAACGCAUAUGACAUACAGCAAUUCGUACACGAUCAACCAGGAAGAGGUGUACAUGACCCAGGAGGACGACUGGGACAGGGACCUGCUGCUGGACCCUGCGUGGGAGAAGCAGCAGAGGAAGACCUUCACAGCGUGGUGUAACUCCCACUUGAGGAAGGCCGGCACACAGAUUGACAACAUCGAAGAGGAUUUCAGAAAUGGCCUCAAACUCAUGCUGCUGCUGGAGGUCAUAUCAGGCGAGAGGCUGCCCAAACCCGACAAGGGCAAGAUGCGCUUCCACAAGAUCGCCAACGUGAACAAAGCUCUGGACUUCAUCUGCAGCAAAGGGGUCAAGCUGGUGUCCAUCGGCGCCGAGGAAAUUGUCGACGGCAACGCGAAGAUGACCCUCGGAAUGAUCUGGACCAUCAUCCUGCGCUUUGCCAUCCAGGACAUCUCUGUGGAAGAGACCUCUGCUAAGGAGGGUCUGCUGCUGUGGUGCCAGAGGAAGACCGCCCCCUACAGGAACGUCAACGUGCAGAACUUCCACAUCAGUUGGAAGGACGGCCUGGCUCUGUGCGCCCUGAUCCACAGACACAGACCGGACCUCAUCGACUACGCCAAGCUGAGAAAGGAUGACCCCAUCGGGAACCUGAACACUGCUUUCGAGGUGGCUGAGAAGUUCCUGGACAUCCCCAAGAUGCUCGACGCCGAAGAUAUCGUGAACACACCCAAACCCGACGAGAAGGCCAUCAUGACCUACGUGUCCUGCUUCUACCACGCCUUUGCUGGCGCUGAGCAGGCUGAGACCGCUGCCAACCGUAUCUGCAAGGUGCUGGCCGUGAACCAGGAGAACGAGAAGCUCAUGGAGGAGUACGAGAAGCUGGCCAGCGAGCUGCUGGAGUGGAUCCGCCGCACCACCCCGUGGCUGGAGAACCGCACGGCGGAGCAGACCAUGCGCGCCAUGCAGCAGAAGCUGGAGGACUUCCGGGACUACCGGCGCAUCCACAAGCCGCCGCGCGUGCAGGAGAAGUGCCAGCUGGAGAUCAACUUCAACACCCUGCAGACCAAGCUGAGGCUGAGCAACCGGCCCGCCUUCAUGCCCUCUGAGGGCAAGAUGGUGUCGGACAUUGCCAACGCCUGGAAGGGUCUGGAGCAGGUGGAGAAGGGCUACGAGGAGUGGCUGCUCACCGAGAUCCGCCGCUUGGAGAGGCUGGAUCACCUGGCCGAGAAGUUCAAGCAGAAGUGCUCCAUGCACGAGUCCUGGACCGGAGGGAAGGAGGACCUGCUGUCCCAGAAGGACUUUGAGUCGGCCUCCCUGAUGGAGAUCAGAGCCCUGAUGAGGAAGCACGAGGCCUUCGAGAGCGACCUCGCCGCUCACCAGGACCGAGUGGAGCAGAUCGCCGCCAUCGCCCAGGAGCUCAACGAGCUCGACUACCACGAUGCCGCCACGGUCAACGCCCGCUGCCAGGGCAUCUGCGACCAGUGGGACAACCUGGGGACCCUGACCCAGAAGAGGAGGGACGCACUGGAGCGUGUGGAGAAGCUGUGGGAGACCAUCGACCAGCUUUACCUGGAGUUCGCCAAGAGGGCGGCGCCCUUCAACAACUGGAUGGACGGAGCCAUGGAGGACCUGCAGGACAUGUUCAUCGUCCACAGCAUCGAGGAGAUCCAGAGCCUGAUCACCGCUCACGACCAGUUCAAGGCCACGCUGCCCGAGGCCGACAAGGAGCGCAUGGCCACCAUGGGCAUCCACAGCGAGAUCCUGAAGAUCGCCCAGACCUACGGCAUCAAGCUGUCCGGCAUCAACCCCUACACCAACCUCUCCCCGCAGGACAUCAGCACCAAGUGGGACACCGUGAAGCACCUGGUUCCCCUCCGGGACCAAAUGCUGCAGGAGGAGGUCGCCAGGCAGCAGGCCAACGAGAGGCUGAGGCGCCAGUUCGCCGCCCAGGCAAACAUCAUCGGACCCUGGAUUCAAACCAAGAUGGAGGAGAUCAGCCACGUGUCCGUGGACAUCGCCGGCUCCCUGGAGGAACAGAUGAACAGCCUGAAGCAGUACGAGCAGAACAUCAUCAACUACAAGUCCAACAUCGACAAGCUGGAGGGAGACCACCAGCUGAGCCAGGAGUCCCUCAUCUUCGACAACAAGCACACCAACUACACCAUGGAGCACGUGCGCGUCGGCUGGGAGCAGCUCCUCACCACCAUCGCCAGGACCAUCAACGAGGUGGAGAACCAGAUCCUGACCCGCGACGCCAAGGGCAUCAGCCAGGAGCAGCUCAACGAGUUCAGGGCCUCCUUCAACCACUUCGACCGGAAGAGAAACGGCAUGAUGGAUCCGGACGACUUCCGCGCCUGCCUCAUCUCCAUGGGUUACGACCUGGGCGAGGUGGAGUUUGCUCGCAUCAUGACCCUGGUGGACGCCAACAACACGGGCGUGGUGACCUUCCAGGCCUUCAUCGACUUCAUGACCCGCGAGACGGCCGAGACCGACACGGCCGAGCAGGUCAUGGCCUCCUUCAAGAUCCUGGCCUCGGACAAGGUGAGCGCCAACGGAGGGCCCCCGCCUUUCACGCCGCGCCGCCGCUCAGACAUUGACCCCCCCCCCCCCCCCUUUCUGUCUCCUCCCCCCCUCCAGAACUACAUCACGGUGGACGAGCUGCGCAGGGAGCUGCCGCCCGAUCAGGCCGAGUACUGCAUCAGCCGCAUGACCAGGUACAUCGGGGCCGACGGCUCCACCGGCGCCCUGGACUACAUCUCCUUCUCCAGCGCCCUCUACGGGGAGAGCGACUUGUAGACCCCCCCCCCCCCCGGCGCCCCGCCCCCUUCUGACGAGGGAGGAGCAAGCGACGAAACCCCUUCCGCUGUCCUUCUGUGCUAGCAGUUUGUUUCCCCUCAAAUCUUUCCUUUAUUUUCCCCCAACCCCCACCCCCUCCUGCUCUCCCCCCUCCCCCUCCCUCUAUCCCCCCCACUCUCUCUCUCCCUCAGAUGACUUAUAUUUUUAGAAGGGUAAUUACAGAUGAAAAAGUGAUUUAAACACAAAAAGAAAGAAGCCUGUGGGUUGUGUAAUUGUGCAGAUGCAUGCUAUGUUGAAGUUUAGAAACAGCGCCUUUGAGUCCUCGACUCGUCCUUAAGUUGCACACACACACCCACGCACACACACACACAUACACACACACACCACGUCUCUGGGAGCAGGUCGGGCGCUGUGAUGUCACGGAGCUCGUACUUAAAAAUAAACACGACAGCACUGUGAAACCCGAAGAUCUUAAAGCCCAAAGCUCAGGAACCAGCGCAGGAUGAGCGGGAGCACGUGGACGUUAAAAUGCACAGAGGGAGCAAAGCACUGUGGGUAAAAUAAGGCAAAUGAAGAGAGAGAGGGGGGGGCCUUAAGUACGUGUGCGUGAGGCAAGUUAGGGACAAAAUAAUAAAGAAUCAACACUGUAGGGACCGCAGGAGGCCCAUGUCAGCGACGAGGGGGGGGGGGGGGGUUUGUUCCCACAGUGAGUCGACUCCUCCGCGUGUGUGUGUGUGGCGGCGACAUUUUAAUUUCAUGUGCUCCAUUUUCACUCAUUCUGUCCGUCAUCACAGACGCAAAUACAAGAAAAUCACUUUCACACAGUUCCUAUUAAAAAAAAUAAAAAAAAACUCAACUUGGAAUAAAAAAGAAAAAGUACAUUACUAAA